UUCCCCUCUCCUCCUGCCUUGUGUCUGUGAGCUUCCAUUUCAGCCUACCCAGCCUGUGCUUUUCUCUCCUACUCACAGUCUCUCUCACACUCUCCAGCUACAAUGAAAACCUCUAAGCAAAGUACAUACUCUGUGCGCUCCUCAACCAGUAGCAGGCCUUCUGCUGUAUCCAUCACCCGUACCUCUACAGGGCCUGUCUACAGGGCCCCCACUAUCCACGGUGGGGCCGGUGGGUCCCGCAUUAGCAUCUCCUCAAGCGUGCGCAGUGGCCUGGGAGCCGGUAUGGGAAUGGGAAUGGGAAUGGGAAUGGGCUCCGGAGCAGGGGGCUUCUCCAGCAGCACCCAGGUGAGCGGGAACAGCGGAGACAUCAUGGGCAACGAGAAGUUUGCCAUGCAGAACCUGAACGACCGUCUGGCCAACUACCUGGAGACUGUGAGGAACCUGGAGCAGGCCAACCACAAGCUGGAGAUUAAGAUCAAGGAGGCCCUGGAGAAGAGCGGACCUGACUUCAGAGACUACAGCAAGUACCAGGCCAUAUUGGACGACCUGAGGAGGAAGGUGUUUGAUGCCACCACCGACAAUGCCCGCCUGGUUCUCAACAUCGACAACGCUCGCCUGGCAGCUGAUGACUUCAGAGUGAAAUAUGAGUCAGAGCUGGCUAUCCGCCAGUCUGUGGAGGCUGAUAUCAUUGGUCUGAGGAAGGUCAUUGAUGACACCAACAUGAGCCGCAUGAACCUGGAGAGUGAGAUUGAAUCCCUGAAGGAAGAGCUCAUCCACCUCAAGAAGAACCAUGAAAAUGAAGUUAUGGAGCUCCGUAACCAGAUCGCCCAGUCAGGAGUCCAUGUGGAUGUUGAUGCUCCUAAAGGACAGGACCUGGCUCAGAUCAUGGCAGAGAUAAGGGCCAAGUAUGAAAAGAUGGCACAGAAGAACCAGGAAGAACUCAAAGCAUGGCACGAAACUCAGAUAACAGAAGUGCAGUCCCAGGUCAUUCAGAACACAGAGGCCCUGAAGGGUUCCCAGACAGAGGUCAAUGACCUGCGCAGACAGUUGCAAACCCUGGAGAUCGAGCUGGAGUCACAGAAGAGCCUGAAAGGAUCUCUGGAUGGCACACUGAGGGACACAGAGAUGCGUUACAACAUGGAGAUCGAGUCUCUCAACUCCGUCCUCCUGGGUCUGGAGGCAGAGCUCACACAGCUGCGUAACAACAUCCAGCUGCAGACACAGGAGUACGAGACCUUGCUCAACAUGAAGAUGAAGCUGGAGGCAGAGAUUGCAACAUACAGACGGCUGCUGGACGGGGAAGACUUCACGCUCCAGGACGCUCUGGAAGACCAGAAAACAGUGAAGACCAAAGUCAUGACUGUCACGCAGACCCUGGUGGACGGCAAGGUGGUUUCCUCCAGCACAGAGACCAAGAACCUCUAAAUACCGGAAGCAACCAUCUGACAGGCCCAACAAUCACUGCAUCAUAACACUAACAUCCGAUUGACCAAACCUUUUUUUUCCCCAAUUGGCUCUUGUUACUUCUAACCAUAAGAACAGCACUAACCAUAAGAGUCUCAAUUGAUGCUGCAAUUAGUUUGACUUCCUGGGUAUACAGCUCAUCCACAGGCUGAAAAAAACUGGAUCAGAGGAAAACAAAAUCAUCUUCUAUUUAUUUCAUUAUGACAUUCUUUUAUUUAUGUUUUUGUGUUUGUCGACCACGUGUUCACAAGAGUUCAGAUUUGGAGAACUGUAAGCUUUUUCAGAGACAAAAUGACUGAUAACAAUGAAUAUUUCAAAGUAAUAAAAGAGUCCAAUUCAAUGUUAACAAUCUUUUUUUUAAAAGUAUUUCAUCAUUUUUAGUUUUCUUUCUGUCCAGUUGAAUCUUCCUGUUGCGCUGUGAUGUUCAGACAUAUCAAUAAAGUGCAUUCCAGAAAUUCUUAA
Messenger RNA from Scomber scombrus (Atlantic mackerel), 1926 nucleotides. It is a transcript of the gene krt18a.1, whose product is annotated as keratin 18a, tandem duplicate 1. Gene Ontology annotation, molecular function: structural molecule activity. Gene Ontology annotation, biological process: intermediate filament cytoskeleton organization. The record is from RefSeq and is a predicted model, not a curated record. Gene Ontology annotation, cellular component: keratin filament. The transcript has 7 exons. Lineage: Eukaryota; Metazoa; Chordata; Actinopteri; Scombriformes; Scombridae. Bases 103 to 1425 code for a protein of 440 amino acids.